AAUUGAGAAAAAGGGAUAAUGGCAUAAUGCUCUUGUGAGAGAGCAGAGAGAGAGAGAGAGAGAGCGGGGCUAGCACGAACGAACAAGAAGAAUCUUUCUUUCUUCGUCGAACCUUUGCCAUUGUCUUCAUCUCAAUCGAAUCUCUCCGUCACCGUCUCCGCCGUUUUGAGAGGAGGGUUAUGGAUGUUUCAGCUAGGAAGUCCCAGAAAGCAGGACGUGAAAAGUUGAGGAGGGAGAAACUUAAUGAGCAUUUUGUCGAACUUGGAAAUGUACUCGAUCCAGAAAGACCCAAGAAUGACAAAGCUACCAUUCUCACUGAUACUCUUCAGUUGCUCAAAGACCUCACUUCUGAAGUCACCAAACUCAAAUCUGAGUACACCGCUUUGACUGAUGAGUCCCGCGAGCUGACACAGGAGAAAAACGACCUGAGAGAAGAAAAGACAUCGCUCAAAUCAGAUAUAGAGAAUCUCAAUCUCCAGUACCAGCAGAGAUUAAGGUCAAUGUCUCCGUGGGGAGCUGCGAUGGAUCACACCGUCAUGAUGGCUCCACCACCUUCUUUUCCAUAUCCAAUGCCUAUGGCUAUGCCUCCCGGUUCAAUCCCAAUGCAUCAUCAUCCACCAAUGCCAUCUUACACUUACUUUGGCAACCAGAACCCUAGCAUGAUGCCAGCGCCUUACAUGCCCUAUAUGCAGCCUCCUAAUACAGUCGUUGAGCAACAAUCCGUGCACAUACCACAGAACAACCGUUCCAGGGAACCUAGAACAAAGGUUUCAAGAGAGAGCAGCAGGUCUGAGAAAGCAGAGGACUCCAAUGACGUUGCCACACAACUCGAGUUAAAAACUCCUGGAUCUACGUCUGAUAAGGAUACAUUACAAAGGCCAGAGAAGAGCAAGAGGUGCAAGAGAAACAGCAACAACAACUCUGUGGAAGAAAGCUCUCACUCAAGCAAGUGUUCUUCUUCUCCAAGCGUCCGGGACAACACUUCUUCCAGUAGCGUAGCUGGUGGCCUAAAACCUGAUGAUGCAAAAUGAGGAUUGAGUAUAUGAUGCGACUACAAAACGGUUACUCGCUGUCCGAAACAUCGUUCUGAUGCCUUAGUUCUACAAACGCAGCUGAUUUGUAAUCUCUCUUGUAAUGUUUAUAGUUGUAUAACAUUUAAUAAGAGGUUUAUAUUCAAAUUAGGCCAACUUUCAUUAAA
This is a messenger RNA of Raphanus sativus (radish), 1198 nucleotides long. Its product is annotated as transcription factor bHLH121. Gene Ontology annotation, molecular function: protein dimerization activity; DNA-binding transcription factor activity. Bases 180 to 1031 code for a protein of 283 amino acids. The transcript is spliced from 5 exons. Gene Ontology annotation, biological process: intracellular iron ion homeostasis. Lineage: Eukaryota; Viridiplantae; Streptophyta; Magnoliopsida; Brassicales; Brassicaceae. The record is from RefSeq and is a predicted model, not a curated record.